AUGAGUUCUCAGCGUUACAGCUCAAUCGGUGUGCCUGGAGCCCUUGCUUGGGAAAUGGAGGAGUAUGAGUCCGAGUACCGACUGCAGGGGCGCACGACGGAGGUCUCCUCAACUAGCCUUCUCUCUGAGCACGGCUUCACCUCCGAAGACGAUCACCAACAGGACGUCGAUAGCACUGAAUAUCAACAGAACGUCAACAUCAACCCAUGCCAGCACAACGCGAGCGUCCACAGCUACCCGCAGAAUUUUGGUGCGGGUGCGGUUGAUCAACCCCCCGAAGUCCAUUUGGAGAAUCAGGUAGCUGGUCUCACAUCCGAGCACAUCGACAGUCAGGAGACCGAUGCCUUCCAAAAUGUAGACUUCAUUUCAUUCGGCCAACCUCUUCGCCGCUUCUACUUCCGCACGAUAGUCGGCAUCCUUGGACCGGUGAUCGUAGUAUCUUAUCUCAUCACCAUCUGGCGCAUCUACCUCGCCCCGCUCCACCCCGAAUCGACAGUAGCCUUCGGACCACCGGGUGCCAAAUGGGUCUUCUACAGUUGGUUCGUCGCGGGAGUGAUCGGACUCAGCUUAAGUCUCUACGGACUGGCUGGUGCAGAGGCUGGCAUGCUCAUGGAACGAACCUGGAGAGUUGAAGAUGCCAUGCGUCUUAUGUUGCAUGCUGACAAUACAUGGUCUGGCCCCGGUGGCUGGAUGAAAGCAAUCAAAUGGGUUGUGCAAAUACGCAGGAAGCGCAAUCAGCACAGCAAGCUCCCUUCUCCGUUGUGGUUUGUUCUGGCACUUCCAAGCGUUGUUGUCUUCGUGGCUUGGCCCUUGUCAGGCCUCUGUCUUGAGAUGACUAGUGGUUUCCUUCAUGAUAAGCCAGGGCAAGGAGCGAAUGUUACCGGAUUCGUUCAAUCGACCUUCAACGCCGUCCCUGGGAGUCGGAGGCCAUCCAGAAGGUCCUACAUCACCGCACGUGUUCUCGGACAUGGUGCUGUUUACACACCUGAAAACUUCGAUCGAUCGAAGAACGAGUUCUUGAAGAAUGUUCCAGUAAUACUGCCGAAUGCUGAGAGCGUCGAAGAGAUCUUUUUGACCGCUCAAGGUGAAACUCCUAUAGAGGGAAAAGCUUGGGGUCUAUUGUUACAUUACGAUUGCAAGAUCGUAGACAAAUUGUCUGACUUCGUUCUCCUAAAAGACCGUCGGUCUUCAACAGAUGUCUGGGGUUCUAGAUCCAUCUUGCCCGAUUUAGAAAGAAUGAUAACUGUACGAAGAGCGGAUCAGGAUUCUCCCAUCGACGAAUUCACGACAGCAGCGUCCCCGUUGGGCCCGACCGACAGCCUUGCUCCAGCUGCUACCUCCACCCUGGCUCCUGUGCCGAGCACGGUUCCUAAUUACAUGUCAUAUCGGCUCCAUGACAACAAAACCUUUGUGGAGAUAAGGAAAGAGCCCGCAGGGGGUGACGCUGGAUACUUACCCGAUCUAGCGAAAGGGGUAGUAAACAUCGGUGCAGUCAUAGAGACUGCGUAUCAAUCCCUGUCGCUACGAACGGGCUCGAACGAAGAACCGCCAUGCGGCUGGCUUUACGAUAUGGAAUACCUGUCAACGUCUUACUGCUAUCAUAAUCUGCAAGAAGAUCCCUCAAAACCGUAUCCCGGAAUUGAACACAAGAGAGCUUUUGAGGUUUUGUUGUGGCAAACACUUUUCGCCCCAACAGGUUCUGGGAACAUUACCAUCGACCGUACGAUCGAGUCGUUAACCGGCGAGUACAUCGAUGGUGAGGAGAGACUUGGAGCAAUUGGUGUGUCCUGUACGUCAAGCAGCAGUGUAGGCUCAGCAAACAUCGACGGCGUUCGCUCUACUUACUCUAACUUCCAACGGAGCGACACUCCAGUACCUACGUAUACCUCAAAGAAUGAUUGUGCGAAACGCUUUAGUGCAGAGACGCUCGCCUGUACACUCAACAUCACCGAGUAUGGUUGGUUGAAGUGGUUGUUUGACUCGAUAGGCCUACCGUCACCGGUUGAUCUAUUGUUCGAAGAUCCCACAGAAGGAGCUGUCCUUGGCAUCACGAGAUUUGAUGAUCAUCUCUAUUAUCUACAAGCCGAUCAACUUCGACAGGUUCUUCUACAAGCAUACUCCACCUACGCCAUCAAGCUCAUGUACAAUGACGGUCGGGAUUUCAUAGCCGUUAACGGAACACACCUCGAAUCACACGUCCCCGACCUCACGGCUUUCGUCGCUGGCACCGUGAUCGAACCGGGCGUAAUGCCAGCCGCUGUUCCUGUGGCUUUAUUCGGAUUGUGGGCCUUGAUCAGCUCAGGUCUUUGCCUUCUCUAUGGCUUCAGACGACGAUGGAGCGCGAUUCUGGAUGGGCAUACAGUCUUCAGGCUUGGGGCAGAGUUGCAGCAGACGUACCGAGCGAAGCUUCAACGGUAUUCUACGAUUGCUGAUAUUGAAGAGUGCGAGGCUUUGCAUAAGAUUCCGGGAUUCGUUGCUGACAUGGAUGCUGAUGACGAUGUGGGGAGGAUUGGGCUUAUGGAUGGGAAGCCGGCUAGGAAGGACAAGUUUUAUCGGUAG
Messenger RNA from Alternaria hordeiaustralica, 2559 nucleotides. RefSeq lists its product as uncharacterized. The transcript is spliced from 2 exons. The coding region runs from base 1 to 2559 and encodes 852 amino acids. The record is from RefSeq and is a predicted model, not a curated record. NCBI's taxonomy places the organism in Eukaryota, Fungi, Ascomycota, Dothideomycetes, Pleosporales, Pleosporaceae.